Messenger RNA from Malania oleifera, 2773 nucleotides. Its product is annotated as protein STRUBBELIG-RECEPTOR FAMILY 7. Gene Ontology annotation, biological process: protein phosphorylation. Lineage: Eukaryota; Viridiplantae; Streptophyta; Magnoliopsida; Santalales; Ximeniaceae. The transcript has 16 exons. The record is from RefSeq and is a predicted model, not a curated record. The coding region runs from base 319 to 2460 and encodes 713 amino acids. Gene Ontology annotation, molecular function: protein binding; ATP binding; protein kinase activity.
GGGAAAACAACUACGACUAAAUUCAAAAGCGUGUUUUCUUUGGGAAAGCUACGCAUCAUUUCAAACUAUAAUAUUUGCAUUGAAAGAAAAGUUAGGACUAACCGAGAUAAACCCCUAAAUUCUUCCUUUUUUUCUUAAUAUAAUUUUUUCUGUGGCUUUGGAUUCUUCUGGCAUGUCGUGCCUGCCAGCUUCUCCUCCUCUGUUCUGGGUUUGCAAUAAAGUACAGCACUGGUGAGAGAAAAGAGAGAACACAGUGAGGAGGAGAGGAAGAACAGACCAAAAGGGUUGGCUAAUCGAGCUCCAGUUCACGGGAGGAAGAUGGGGUUAGCCACGCUCUUGCUCAUCUGCAUUUUCAUCUGGAGUCCGACCUCCUCUAAUGGCGCCACAGAUCCGACAGACGCUAAUACCCUUAGGAGCAUGUUUGGAUUUUUAAAUUCACCAAGUCAGCUGACCAACUGGAAUGCAAAUGGUGAUGAUCCAUGCGGACAGUCUUGGAAAGGCGUUACCUGCUCAGGCUCAGCAGUCACAGAACUCAAAUUAUCGGGUCUUGGACUUUCUGGAUCAAUGGGUUACCAGCUCUCUAGUAUGACGUCAUUAAUCAAUCUAGAUCUAAGCAAUAAUAAUCUCGGAAACCAGCUACCUUAUCAACUUCCUCCAAAUGCGCAACGAAUAAAUCUCGCGGGAAAUAACUUUAAUGGAGGCAUUCCUUAUUCAAUUUCUUCAAUGGGUUUGCUUAAGUACCUAAACAUUAGUCACAACCAACUUCAGGGCCAAGUGGGUGACAUAUUUGGAAAUCUUUCUGCCCUCACCACACUGGAUCUCUCCUUCAAUACCCUGACAGGUGAGCUCCCACAGAGUUUUGGAUCUCUUUCAGCUGUCACCUCGAUGUUUUUGCAAAAUAACCAGUUUACAGGCACUAUUAAUGUCCUUGCCAACCUUCCCCUUGAGAAUCUGAAUGUUGCAAAUAACCAGUUUAACGGCUGGAUUCCUGAACAGUUGAAAAAUAUUAAUCUGCAGAAAGAUGGCAACCCAUGGAACCAAGCACCUGCACCCCCACCCCCUCCUGGUACUCCUCCAGCCAGCAAUGCCAACCGAAAUCACAAAUCUGGUCACAGUGGCAGCCAAUCCGACUAUAGUGGUGGUGGUGGCAACAGCAAAUCAGGUAUAGGAGGUGGUGGCAUAGCAGGAAUACUGAUAUCAAUCCUGGUUGUUGGGGCAAUAGUGGCAUUCUUCCUUGUGAAGAGAAGACGCAAGUCAUCCUCUGACAUAGAAAAGCUUGAUAAUCAGCCUUUUGCUCCUCUUGCUUCAAAUGAAGUGCAAGAAAUGAAGUCUAUCCAACCUUCCUCAACAAUCAAUACCAAGACAUAUGAAACUUCUGCCUCAUUUAAUCUUAGGCCUCCCCCCAUUGAGCGUCAUAAGUCAUUUGAUGAGGAAGAUUUUCCAAAGAAACCAAUUGUUGUCAAGAAAGCUAAUGCAGAGCCAAUAGACGCAGUAUCAUAUUCAAUAGCAGACCUUCAAAUGGCUACAGGCAGCUUUAGUGUUGAGAACCUUAUUGGAGAGGGGUCUUUUGGACGUGUCUAUCGGGCUCAAUUUGAGGAUGGGAAGGUUCUUGCUGUGAAGAAACUAGAUUCAUCUGCUCUUCCCAACCACAUGUCAGAAGAUUUUACAGAAAUAGUUGCAAAUAUCUCUCGCUUGCAUCACCCAAAUAUAACAGAGUUGGUGGCUUACUGUUCAGAGCAUGGACAGCACCUGCUGGUUUAUGAGUUCCAAAAAAAUGGUUCACUGCACGACUUCCUGCAUCUAUCUGAUGAAUUCAGCAAACCAUUAAUAUGGAACUCACGUGUCAAGAUUGCUUUGGGGGCUGCACGUGCGUUAGAGUAUCUACAUGAAGUUUGCUCACCAUCGAUUGUUCACAAGAAUUUCAAAUCCGCUAACAUAUUGCUAGACACGGAUCUCAACCCUCAUCUCUCAGACUGCGGGCUUGCUAGCUCUAUCCCAAAUGCAGAUCAGGCAUUGAACAAUAAUGCAGGGUCUGGAUACAGUGCGCCAGAGGUUGCCAUGUCUGGUCAAUAUAACAUAAAGAGUGAUGUCUAUAGUUUUGGCGUGGUCAUGUUGGAGCUUCUAACUGGACGAAUGCCGUUUGAUAGCUCGAGGCCAAGAUCUGAGCAAUUACUGGUUCGAUGGGCAACACCCCAGCUUCAUGACAUUGAUGCUCUGGCAAAAAUGGUUGAUCCAGCACUUGAAGGGCUUUACCCGGUUAAAUCUCUGUCGCGAUUUGCUGAUGUGAUUGCCCUUUGCGUCCAGCCGGAGCCGGAGUUCCGACCGCCAAUGUCUGAAGUGGUCCAAGCUUUGGUGAGGUUAGUGCAGCGAGCAAACAUGAGCAAGAGAACAGUUGGGAAUGAGAGAGGAUCAUUCAAGCGAACUGAUAGCUUUGACGCACAGGACCCCAACAUGUCUUGAUGGCCAUGGUUCUGCAGUGCAAACAUGUCUUCCCUUUUGAUCAUAUACAGUCCAAAACAGCAGAAUUUGUAGCAUGUUCAUCGAUAUUCUGCACCGUAAUUUAUUAGUUGGACUUGGAUCACCCCUGUACUUGCUGAAUCCAAAGUUAAAAAUAUGGUAAAUUCUGUGUCAAUGAAACAAAUUUCUAGCGAGGCUUUGUUCUUUCACUGCCCUCACAGUCUCAGCUUAAAUUUAUUUUUGAUCUUUUUUUCGGUUGUUUCUUUAAUAAUAAACAUUCAUUCAAAUGAAAGUAAUGUCAUUUUAUUUUGUGCUA